UCUUUUCUUCUUCCCGUCUCUUUCCUUUCUCUCUUCAUCUCUUCUUGGACGCAAGCAAGCUUGGAGGUCUCCACCCGGCGGCGAUUCCGGCCACCGUCCGGCGGCUCCCAUCCCUCUCCGGCCGCCUCGAUCCGCCAGAACCCAGGCGGCGUCGCCGUCUCUAGGGAUAGCUCCUCAGGAUCAGGAGAUCCUGCACACGUGGGUGGAACAUCAAGUUGACUAGAGCAGGAACAACAGUUAAAGAAUAAGGUAUAGAUCUACAUAUAUAAUUUGAUGAUCUUGCAAGCACCUUGCUUGAGUUAUGGCUUCAAGUAUACUGACAGGAGAUCGAAGAUGGGCUGCUACACGAAAAUCUGGCAUGACUGUUUUGGGCAAAGUUCCGAAGCCCAUUAAUUUACCCAGUCAAAGGUUGGAAACAAUGGUUUGGACCCAAAUGUGGAAAUUGUUCCAAAGGGUACACUCACCUGGGGUAGCCGACCAUCUUCGGCAGCGCCAAAUGCAUGGAGUUCAUCUACUCUAUUAUCACCUAAAACUGAUGGUAGUACUGGUUCGCCAAGCCAUAUUAAUGCUCGCCCAUCAUCUGGGGGAAGUGGCACGCGACCAUCAACUUCUGGUAGUGAUAGAUCCCAUGAGCUUGCUUCUAAUGCAUGGGGUCCAAAUUCACGUCCAUCAUCUGCAUCGGGACUAUUGGCACCAAAUCAGACAUCUAUUGUAGCAACUCGCCCUCGAAGUGCAGAAACAAGGCCAGGAAGCUCUCAGCUAUCUCGCUUUGCGGAAAAUUCAGCAGAAAGUACAGCUGCAUGGGGGUCCGCUAGAACUGCUGAGAGAUUGGGGCCUCCAUCAUCCAAAACUAACGGGUUCACUCUCAGUUCUGGAGAUUUUCCAACACUUGGUUCUGAGAAGAAUUCUGAGUUGCAUGGUCAGCGAGGUCAUAGUUCUCAAAGGCGUCCUGCUUCUGCUUCUGGUACAGAUGCAGCACCAAAAGAAAGGCUGGAAUCUCCUCUGUCUGGGGAUGCCAAGGUAGAUGCAUGUUCAGAGCAGGGAACUAUGAAUACCCAAAAGGCAGAUAAUUACUUGUAUGUCGGAGGUGGGGCCCCACCAAACAUGCACUGGCAGAUGGAACCCCAGCACGUGCAGCAAUAUCCAAGCUUGAACAUGACGCCUCACCAGUUUGACUCAUGGCGUGGUCCUCCACUCCACUCUCCUGAUGGAAUUUGGUAUAGAGGAGGGGGGUUAGGUGGUCCAUGCAGACCAACUGGGCCCCCUGGUGGCUUUCCUGCCGAUCAUUUUGGUUAUUAUCCUCAGUUUCCCCCGAACUCUGAGCCUGUUCCUAGGCAGGGUGCUGGACAGGGUGGAUACCGCCCCAAUAAUGGUGAGACAUAUCGUCAUGUACCCCCUAAUUCAUUUAUGGUUGCCAGUCAUCCUGUUCUCCCAGCUAGGCCUGGAGUUUAUCAAGCUCCAGUGCCCUAUGAUGGCUAUCAUGGCAUGCCUCAAGCAGGCUUUUGCAGUUAUAGUGAGCGAGAGGUCCCCUUCUUGGGAGUAGCUAGUCGGCCAGGUGUUUAUAACCAGCAUCCACAUCAUAAUGGUAAUCUUAACCCAGGACAGUUUCAUGUAAGACCUGGUGGACAUGAUCCACCAAUGGCGACGGAAAGUGAUCAGGCUCAUGGUACUCAUCAAGGACAGUACAAGGUUUUACUAAAACAGCAUGAUCGUUUGGAGGAUAAUAAGUUACAAGAGACAGGGCAACCUGUAGUAUCUAACCCACCACACUUGGAUAAGGGAAGCAAACCGGGGGGUUCUGCACAGGAGGAAAGCUGGUGCACAAAUAGCAGAAAGGAUGAACAGGCAGUACUUGGGAGGUCAAAACCUGAUUGUGAAGGUUUUUCAAAGCCAUCGAGUGACUUUGAAGGUCAUUCUUCAGAACCUGUUAUCAUGGACUCUCAAAAUAAUUCAGACAAAGCAACUGAUGGCAUUCUGAUGAGACCAGAAACUGCUAAUUCCGUGGCACACGAUAGGCAAGGGUAUCCUAUUACUAAAAAGAAUGCAACAUUGAUAGAGAAAAUAGAGGGCCUAAACAAUAAAGCUCGGAGUGCUGAUGGCCACAGUGAAGUUACACCAUUUUCAUUCAGAGAAGAAAAGACAAAAUUAAAGGCUGCAACUAGAAAGGCGGAUCAUUCUACAACAACAAUCUGCUCUAAUGUUAUUCCCAUGGAAAAUGCUCCUUCAUCUGGUAUGGUCAUCCCACCUUCUGGUGAGUUAAAUUCUUCUACAAUAAACAAUGACCUGAAAUCAUCCAGUGAUUGGAAAGCUGUCCCUGGGCCAUCAGAAUCACAAAUCAUUGUAGUGGGUAAGUCAGAUUCUUCAGAACUAGGUGAAGUGGGUCAUUCUCAUAAUUAUAAGAGAGACAAUGCAACGCGGGCUAGAGUUGACUAUCAUGCUAAGUCAAGAAGUAAUAGUCAAGUUGAUGAUGGAUGGACAAAGGAAUCCCCUGGAAGAGACUCCUCAGUGAUAAUCAAUGUGACAAAUGGUGAGGAUGGUCCUCAGGUAGGUGUUCAUGAUGGCCAUUCUUCUCAAGAGGCUGCAACAGAGGAGUUGCAUCAUGCAAUCAACAGUGUGUCAUAUACGUCCUCUUUGGAUUCACUUGAUUACCAAGCCCAGCGUGCUAAAAUGAAGGAGAUAGCUGCACAGCGUGCAAAACAGUUGCAGAUGGAGGAGGAGGAACGGACAAGGGAACAAAAAGCAAAAGCUCUUGCAAAGCUGGAAGAGUUGAACAGGCGAUCUUCUGCACAAAGCUCAAAACAGAAGUCGAAUGAUGCUAUACCAACACGCACUGAUAUGCAGCAUAAACAAGAUUCUGGAGCUGAUGCAGCUCUGAAAACUGAUGCAACAAACAAUGAAGUGCCAGGUGUUAUGUUAGCUGAGAAUUCUGAUGCACUGAUACAAGCAACUGAUAGCAAGCCUAAAGAUCUUCAUGCACCAGCUGAGUUGCCUUCAGAUGUAGCUUCACAUACCUCAACUAAUGUUACCCAAGAUUCUGCAGUUUCCCAUGACCCAUCCUUGGUCCUCAAGCAAGAGACUAAUAGUACUGUGGUUGCUUCCCAGAAAAUGGGUUCACAUAUUCAUGAUACUAGUAUUUCCAAGCAUAAGCAUAUGGGCUACAGAAGAAGGCAAAAUAUGUCAACGGAAAAAAAUGCAGGCGAGAAGCUAGUUGCUUCUGGGAAUAUGGAAAGCCAGAAAAAUCUUGUUGAGAUGGCUGUACAUGCAUCAAUCAGUGAUAGCUUGCCCCAUAACGAGGAUCCUUCUGUGCAGCACAAGAAGAAAAAUACUAAAAACUCAAGAAAUAAGAACAAGCUAGAUGAGGCUCCAAUGAGCUCCACCACACCAUCCUUAGGACAGACUGAAGAGGGCAUUGAAAAAGGUCCAAUUGAUUGCCAGAAAACUCAUCCCCCAGCAUCAGUGGUGGAGACUGUUUCUGUUCCAGCUCAAAAUUCUAGUGAGAUUCCAGGAACACAAGGUUCCAAGGAUGUUAUAGUUACAUCUUCCAAGCACGAGUGGUCCAAAGCAACUGAAGAAGCACGUGCUAGGACUAGCAACCAAUGGAAACCUCAGCCUCCUAGGAGGUCAGCAAGAAACCAGCAGGGUAUCAAGCCUGGAGACAAGUUUCAUGCUAGUGAGGCUGUCGUCUGGGCACCUGUAAAACAACAAAACAAGAAUGAGCAGCAGCCUGUGGAAAUCAGCCAGAGCAAUAUGACUGAUGCUGGCAGACAAUCUUUGGAGAAGAAAGAGCAUGAUAUUCAAAAUGGUAUGAAAACAAAGAGGGCUGAAAUGGAGAGGUAUGUUCCCAAGCCUGUGGCCAAAGAAAUGUCACAACAAGAAAAUUCCCGGCAACCUUCUUUCCUCAAGCAGGGAGCAUCUAGUGAUAAGUCUGGGAAACCUGAAUUUGAUUCUAGGAGUCUUGAUAGUGGCAGACCUGAUGGUUUGGUAGUUGGAAAGACAGAAUUUCCUGCUGAUACCAAGAAUGGAGAGGAGAAUAAACCUAGCAGGCGUGGCAGGACACAUGCUUCUUGGCGUCAAAGGAAUUCAGCUGAAUCUGCAUCAGCCUUUCAGAGUUCUGGUGAAGGUUCAGGCUCUUCUGGUGCUAAAGUUGUCCAGAACCCUUCUGAUCAGCACCAACUGUUAAAGCCUGAUAGCCAAUUAGAAAAGCAGUUUAAAUCUGAUGAGUGGGACAGUAAUAAUGAUAAUGCAGUGCCAACCGAACCGAUUGCCUCACUUGCUGGUGUGAAGGAUGAAGGAAUAACUAGCAGACAAAGGCGCCAACAAUUUAAGGUCCAUAGAGUUGCAGGAAAUAAUCAUGCCCCUGCUGGAAACAAGGAUUUGCAGACUGGGAUAGAUGAUAAAAGUGAUAUCCAAACUCCAGCCUCUGACUUAAAUGAACCUGAUUUAAGAAAUGCUUCAAAAACUGAGAACAAGAAUUCUGGUGGUGAGCAUAUGAGGUCUCAUUGGAAGCCGAAAUCUCAUGCCAAUUCACAUAAGCAAGGAAAUAGGGGCAAUGGAGGGCAAAGAAUUGCUUUUCAUAGUGGCAGAUCUGACAAGGAGUUUGCUUCAAAAGGUUUUGAGAGUAAUUCCUUGCAGGAGGAUGCUAACGCCCUUAUCCAAAAAAAUGGAGUUGGUGAAUCCCAUCAAGAAGCUAAACGGUACAUGAAGGUUACUGUAGAUCCAUCAAAGCAGCAGAUCCAUACCCCAAACCAAGAUGUGCCAAUUAAUGCUGAGCUAGGCCCAGAAAAUGUAGAAGCCCAGCAUGAACAUCAGGUUAUUCCAGCACCACGACGACAUGGACAGCAUAAUGGGCGCUUUAAUAGAGGCCAAGAAGCAGCUUAUAGAGGUAGGGAUCCAGGGCAAGAUGCUGGCAGGCAAAAUUUUCACAGAAAUGGUGACAGGAGAAAAACUAACUCACAGUAUGAGUACCAGCCUAUUGGGCCUUAUGACAAGUCCGGUGAUUCAUCUCAGUGGAACUCUCAUGUUGGUGAAGAAGCAUGGGACGGUUCCCAGGCUCCAGGACUGAGGUACAGGGAGCGUGAUCAGAAUCACUCAAGACACGGCAGUCAAUUCUUCAGGCGGAGCAGUGUUACUGCAGUUCAUGUUGGCGAGCCUUUUAAUAGAGGCUGAAUGUUGAUACAGCAUGCUGAAGAGCCUGGUUGGCAUGACACUUAGGGCAUCGUUGAGAUCAGUUAGCCAUGCAUUUUGUUGACCUGGUUAUUCCCUAUGCUGGAUUUGAUUAGUAAUUAGUUCCACUCCUUGUACUCCAUGCGAUGCCUCGGUCAAAGUGAGAGUUGAAGCUAAAUGGGUUUCUCCGCAAGCAGGAGACUGGUUUGCUGGAUUUAGGAUGUUAUGUUGGACUGGACUUGUUUUGCUUCCAUUCCUGAAUUCCAUGUCGAAUUCUUUUAAAAACCUGAAAGUCAAAUGAAUUCUGUUGAAGGAGGCAUAUUUGUCAGUGGCUUUGAUUUUACCAGCUGUGUUGAAGUGUGUUGCGUUUAGUUCCAGCUUGUUUACUGUGUAUGAACUCCUUUAUGUGGAACCUUGUACAUACUUGUGAAACCCUAUGAUGGGCAGAGCAUGGAGAUUUUCUUUCUUUUGACAUAGCAGACCCCUCUUGCUAUCUCAGCAUGCUAUUAAACACUGGAAUGCAUCUUGUCCUUCUGCCA
Messenger RNA from Phoenix dactylifera (date palm), 5702 nucleotides. RefSeq names its product modifier of snc1 (gene MOS1). NCBI's taxonomy places the organism in Eukaryota, Viridiplantae, Streptophyta, Magnoliopsida, Arecales, Arecaceae. The record is from RefSeq and is a predicted model, not a curated record. Gene Ontology annotation, biological process: epigenetic regulation of gene expression.